This is a messenger RNA of Xenia sp. Carnegie-2017, 1164 nucleotides long. RefSeq lists its product as uncharacterized. NCBI's taxonomy places the organism in Eukaryota, Metazoa, Cnidaria, Anthozoa, Malacalcyonacea, Xeniidae. The record is from RefSeq and is a predicted model, not a curated record. The coding region runs from base 53 to 502 and encodes 149 amino acids. The transcript has 6 exons.
GGAUCAACGGAGAGGAAAGAAGUAUAAUUUGUACUUCAAAAUUUCAUAUCGAAUGGCGACAUUACUGGGGAAGUUUUAUUUUAAUACUUGGCGAGUUUUACCAUUUAAACACCAAUAUCGUUUGGGAUUAUAUAAGAAAGAGGUUGAAUGUUUGCUUUUGAAAAGCCAGAAAGCAUUCUAUGCCAAUGUUAUUGCCCGAAAUGAAGAAGAAAGACGGAUAGCUGAAAAGAUUAAAUCAAAUCUCAAUGCUUCAAAAAUUGAAGUAGAAGACAUAUCAGGUGGCUGUGGUUCCAUGUACAGAAUAUUAGUGGAGUCGUCAGAAUUUGAGGGAAAGCGCACCAUACAACAACACAGAAUUAUAAAUGAUGACUGUAGCAUGUUGUACAAUCCGCUGGCCAAGCCUGCUCACCUAACAGCAGGAGCAGAAGAAACCAGAUCCUCUUGUCCAUUGUGCGAGCUUUCAAAGUCUUAUCUGCGAGGGAAAAACGAUGAUUUUCAAUAAUUGUAUAUCGUUCGGGUGUUCAUAAUGAGCAGCGAGGCGAGCGAGCUUUCUUGCUGUCCAAGGCAUUCGACAUUGGAAAAGUUUAUGUCUUAAAUGGCAUUUUGGCAGCUGCGAAGGCUAUCAGAAUGAGCGAUGAAAUAAUUGUCAGCAAUAUGCAUUUGCAUUUAAUCGCGAUUUGCAUGCAAAAGCUUGCACGAAAUCGAGGCGACUUGUCAACGUGAAGCCCAACGUGGUGUUUGUUUUUAUCAAGGCACGCUAUAAUUUUUUUUACGGUAUGUGUUCCUGUGGAUGAAUGCCCAAUUGCUUUCAAGAGCUCUUGGGAAGUGGAAAAGGAUAUGGGUUUUAAAUUAUUUUUCCCUAUUUCAUGCAAAUAUUACCAAAUGCAGACUCUGCUUGCCUUAAUUUUUCAACUUUUCAAGUCUCAUCUCAUGAAAUUUGUAAAAAUUUAUUCACACGCAGUUUGAGUCGUUUAAAAAUAUGGUCAUCGCUCUCGAUAUGUUUAGAGAAAUCAAGCACUUAUUUAUUGUCAAUGUAUGGAUAGCUAUGGACAUCUAUGGACAUCUACAGAAUACAAAUAACUAAAGCUUAUCUCCCUCAGAUAGGGUUAAAGUAACAUCUCAUUUUUUCAAAAAUUCUAUUACAUUGAUUGUGUAUUCGAUAAA